AUGGCGCUCGCCGCCGUAUCAGGAGUUAAAGUUCCUCGCAAUUUCCGGCUACUCGAAGAGCUGGAGGAGGGACAAAAAGGCAUGGGGGAUGGGACAGUCAGCUGGGGUCUAGAGGACGACGAGGACAUGACCUUAACCAGGUGGCGAGGUGUCAUCCUCGGCCCUCCACGGACGAGCUAUGAAAACAGGAUGUACAAUCUGAAGGUUGAAUGCGGACCAGGGUACCCUGAGUCGCCACCAUUUGUCAGAUUUGUGACCAAGAUAAACCUUAACGGCGUGCACACUUCUAAUGGUGUGGUGGACAUGCAUGCAGUGACAGCACUGGCCAAGUGGCAGAACUCGUACAACAUAAGGACGGUGCUGCUGGAGCUGCGGCGCCUCAUGACCUGCAAGGAGAACAUGAAGCUCCCUCAACCACCUGAGGGCCAAAUCUACACCAACUGA
Messenger RNA from Nerophis lumbriciformis (worm pipefish), 444 nucleotides. The record is from RefSeq and is a predicted model, not a curated record. NCBI's taxonomy places the organism in Eukaryota, Metazoa, Chordata, Actinopteri, Syngnathiformes, Syngnathidae.